AUGGCGUCUCCGGAUGGAGUGGCGGACGAGAAGUCAGCGCCGGCAAAGGGCGAGGAAGAUUUCGAAACGCUGAAAUAUCAGUUGCUGGGACCCUCUUUACUGAAAGCGGGCCAGGAUGCGGUUGAUCAGCAAAAGGUAUCGGAAAUUAUCUACAAUGCCUCCAAAGGCUCUAAAUUCUUUGACCACGAACAAGAACGGGACCGCAACCUCACGGUCAAGAUUGAGCGCAUCCUGAAAGAAAAGGCCCGACUGGAGAAGUUAGACUUAAGCCAUGAUCUACGGCGCGCUGACGAGUAUCUUGCCGAGCUCGAGCUGAGCCGCGAUCUAUCACAAUAUAUUGUCCAUGUUGACUGCGAUGCAUUCUUUGCGGCCGUCGAAGAACUCGAUCGCCCAGAGCUCAAGACCGUUCCCAUGGCUGUCGGGGGAGGUGUGCUCUCAACUUGCAACUACCUGGCGAGAAAAUUUGGAGUCCGCAGCGGCAUGGCCGGCUUUGUUGCGAAGAAGCUUUGCCCGGAGCUGGUUCUUCUUCCGCAGAACUACGAGAAGUACACGGCUAAGGCCAAAGAAACACGAGCGAUCAUGGCACAGUACGACCCUCUGUUCGAGAGCGCAAGCAUCGAUGAGGCUUAUCUGAACAUUACCGCAUUUUGUGCCGAAAACCAGCUCGACCCUGAAGAGGCCGUGCAACGCAUGCGCGCAGAGAUCCUGGAAAACACAAAAGUGUCUGUUUCAGCGGGGAUUGCUGCCAACGCAAAAAUAGCAAAGAUUGCAUCCAAUAAGAACAAGCCGAACGGCCAGUUCCGGGUGCCAAAUGACCGGACCGCGAUUAUGGAGUUCAUGCGAGACCUACCAGUUCGCAAGGUCAACGGAGUUGGUCGAGUUUUCGAGCGAGAGUUGGACUCGAUUGGUAUCAAAACCUGCGGGGAUAUCUACCCACAACGUGCCUUGCUGGCCAGAUUGUUUGGAGAGAAGGCUUUCCAGUUUCUAGCACAAUGCUACCUCGGUUUGGGACGCACGAAAAUCGAACCGGUCGAGAACCACGAAAGAAAAAGUGUAAGCACGGAAACCACAUUCCAUGAGAUCGGAGACAAAGAGGAACUCCGAAAGAAGCUACGUUGGGCAGCGGAGGAGUUGGAACAGGAUCUCGCACGAACGCAGUUUAAGGGUCGCACCGUCUGUCUGAAAGUGAAACUUCAUACGUUUGAGGUUCUGACACGCCAAACGGCUCCCCCGCGGGCCGUAUCACAGGCGAAAGACCUUUACGCAUUCGCACUGCCUAUGCUGAUCAAAUUGGAAAAGGAAAUUCCCGGGAUGAAGUUACGACUUCUGGGACUGCGAGUGUCGAACCUGGUCAGCACCAAGAAAGUCGGCGUCAACUUCUUUGGGGUAGCAGCACCGCCAAAGCCCACCCCUGUACAACCUUCAGAUCAAAGUGAGGCAUUAGAUGUAAACACCGAACAUGAUAUCGGUGCCGAGGAAGCUUUUGAGAAUGCUGCUCGCCAAGAAGUACAAGAUGAGAUGAACGACCUGGAGCAGCUAAGCCAAGAAGCAGCCGGCCUCUCUGUGACUCCUGCUCCCGGAAGCACCGCUGCAGACGUGACCGAGCAUCAACCUGUCCAGUGGGAGUGUCCCAUUUGUGGCCGACCGCAAGCUCCGGAUGACCGAGCCUUCAACGACCACGUGGACUUUUGUCUGUCCAAGCAGACCAUUCGUGAAGUGGUUCAAGACAGUUCGCAGGAAAUGUCCGCGAUACUCCCCAGCCGGAAACGCAAAACAUCGGCCCAGCAGUCACACACCGACGUUGAUCCACGGCAAAAACGGCUGUUCUUCAGUUGA
Penicillium canariense is the source of this 1836-nucleotide messenger RNA. Its product is annotated as Y-family DNA polymerase. The transcript is spliced from 2 exons. Bases 1 to 1836 code for a protein of 611 amino acids. Lineage: Eukaryota; Fungi; Ascomycota; Eurotiomycetes; Eurotiales; Aspergillaceae. Gene Ontology annotation, biological process: error-prone translesion synthesis. Gene Ontology annotation, cellular component: nucleus. The record is from RefSeq and is a predicted model, not a curated record. Gene Ontology annotation, molecular function: damaged DNA binding; DNA-directed DNA polymerase activity.